AUGCGCAGAAGAACGAGCAGUGUUUCUUACGGAUACCUAAACCUAACCGUGAGUGACAAAAUUAUGCCUUACAUGGAAGGGCUAAAGAAGAAGAUAAUAUAUGUUAACAGUUCCAAAGACUGCAAAGCGUAUGUGCAGGAAAUUCAAAAGAGUAUCUACGCUGGCAAACUAAAUUGUAUGGGAGUGGAUGUAGAAGGAUAUAAAAUAGGGAGAAACGGAACAGUAAGUCUUAUACAAAUAUGCGCACAGGAUGUGUACCUGUUCGACGUGUACAAAUGUGAUAAUAUCUAUCUCUUCAUUAACUGUUUAAAGGAGUUACUGGAAGAUAGACGAAUCGUAAAGAUCACACAUGACUGCAGGGAAGACUGUUCUAUUUUGUUCAACCAGUAUAGCAUUAGCCUUAACAACAUAUUCGACACACAAGUAGCGUUUAACUUACUUUUGAAGGAAACGAAAAAGGAGUUAUAUCAAAUAAGUUACGACGAUUUGCUAUAUAAAUGCUUACUUUUAAAUAAUAUGCACAAAAUAUAUUUUCAUAAAGUAAUUUCUUUGGAUCAGAAAAUAUAUUUGAAGAGACCUAUAGCGAAGGAACUGAUUCAUUAUGCUAUCCAAGAUGUCAUAUAUUUAAAGCCGCUCAUGUUGAAUUUGGUGGAUAGGCUACUCCGUGUGUGUAAAGAAGGGGAAGCAGGAAGUGAGUUAUUUGGUGAAGACGACUCGCGCAGUGUUGAAAACAGUGAUGAUGUGAUUAGUGAAGGGACACAUAGCAACUUAAGUGAACAUAAGAUUAACUUAAUAAAACGUGUUGUAAAGCUGAGUGAGAGGUACAUCAAUUACCAGUUUUUAAACACUCAUGUUAAAAAUGAGAAAGAGUUACAGAAGGGAAUGACUCUCGAUGGCAUGAUCGUCUCCUGCAACAAUUUAAACCUCUAUGUCAAGUUGAAUUUGAGCAGGACGGGUGUCAUAACGAACUGUCUGAGGAACGAGUUCGAAAUCGGGGACGUGGUUAAGUGUGUCAUCUUGGGGUUUUGCAGUAAUGAUUACAUCAAACUGGGGUUGUGCGACCCGUCCCUGUGUGUGAGCGUAAAAAUGAUGUUCGCACAAAAGAAAGCACACGACAGCCGCGAUUUUGUGAGGAGCGAAAGAAUGAAUGAGCAUGCGCGUAGCUCAGCAUGCGGCAUUCAGCACGAAAUCUAG
This is a messenger RNA of Plasmodium cynomolgi strain B, 1194 nucleotides long. RefSeq names its product 3'-5' exonuclease domain containing protein. The record is from RefSeq and is a predicted model, not a curated record. Lineage: Eukaryota; Apicomplexa; Aconoidasida; Haemosporida; Plasmodiidae. The transcript is spliced from 2 exons. Gene Ontology annotation, molecular function: 3'-5' exonuclease activity; nucleic acid binding. Bases 1 to 1194 code for a protein of 397 amino acids. Gene Ontology annotation, biological process: nucleobase-containing compound metabolic process.